Molecule: messenger RNA, 706 nt
Organism: Archocentrus centrarchus (flier cichlid)
Lineage: Eukaryota; Metazoa; Chordata; Actinopteri; Cichliformes; Cichlidae
Gene: lamtor5
Product: late endosomal/lysosomal adaptor, MAPK and MTOR activator 5
Exons: 4
Coding region: 107-382 (91 amino acids)
Biological process (GO): positive regulation of TORC1 signaling; cellular response to amino acid stimulus; negative regulation of apoptotic process
Cellular component (GO): lysosome; cytoplasm; Ragulator complex
Molecular function (GO): guanyl-nucleotide exchange factor activity
Source: RefSeq, a predicted model, not a curated record
UGUGACGGUCAGCUGACUCUACCCGGAAACGGUGCGGUAGCAGACAACAACAAAAAUAUACCUUCAUUCAGCAAGAUUGAAUUUAAGUUUUUUACGAUUGAUAACAAUGGAGUCGACCCUCGAACAGCAUCUUGAUGAUACCAUGAAGAAUCCAGCAGUGGUCGGUGUGCUCUGCACGGAUCAGCAAGGACACAACCUGGGCUGCCGUGGGUCCCUGUCUGAUGAACAUGGCGGCGUUGUAUCCGUUUUGGCCAAACAAGCUGCAGCUCUCACAAAAGACCCAACAGACACUCCAACUGUAUGCCUGGAGUCUGAGUCGGGAAACAUUCUGGUGAGGAGUCACGGGACCAUCACGGUAGCAGUUCAUAAGAUUGCAUCUUGAAGACAACAGGACUCACUUUUGUUUUGUUUUUUGUAAAGAAGUGUACAUGCAAGCGUGCACUUAAAGUGUAUUCACACAAUCCAAAAUCUGGACUCUUAAAAAACUGAUUUGCUGUUUCUGUAUAUUCAGAUUCCCUGUUUCAAUGAGAAGAUGCUUGUUGUUCUGCUUUAGUUAAAUCUGUAACACCCAUCUGUAAGUAAUGCUAUUAUUUUUGAUAUAAUUUACACCUUUGCUUUGUUAUAUCAGUGUUCUGUCUGCUCCUGUGUCUGGCAGUCAUGCACACAAUAACUACCCUUAAUAAACUUUAACUUGACUUUGACUUUG